Messenger RNA from Bubalus bubalis (water buffalo), 8909 nucleotides. It is a transcript of the gene MAPKBP1, whose product is annotated as mitogen-activated protein kinase binding protein 1. Gene Ontology annotation, molecular function: protein binding. The transcript has 31 exons. Bases 2067 to 6575 code for a protein of 1502 amino acids. NCBI's taxonomy places the organism in Eukaryota, Metazoa, Chordata, Mammalia, Artiodactyla, Bovidae. The record is from RefSeq and is a predicted model, not a curated record.
AUACAUAUCCUAGAUAGUAAGGUAGGACUCAAUUGUGAAGAAUUAAAAAUACGUGAUGUUGAUCCUAGACUGGAAGUAUUCAGAUUCUAGACUUAAGUUCUCAGUUGGUUUUUGCCAGAUCAUCUUAGACAAUGAAAGCAAAGUUAGUUUCUGUAACUUCAGCUUCAGAUGGGAGUAAUUUGGGGAACAUUUUUUCUGAAGAGGAUAAACCAAGUAGCUUUGGGUAGGAAAUGACCAAUGACUUUCCUGGCCAUGAGUGGUAAGGUAAGUGAGAAAUGAUCCAGACAGAAUUAGGGACAGCUCUAAUGGGUGGAGGUGAGAUUUGCUCGGGAAUGCAGCGCACAAGUAAGGACACCAGGUGGCACCCUUUAUCAGCAGUGCUACAUUGAUCCUCCACGCCCCCCUGCCUGCCUCCAUGGAGGCAAAAUCAGACUAGCAAGGAGUAAAAGGAACCAGCCCCCUAUUCCAUACAGUUAUGGCUAAUGACCUUGACCACCUCCUCAAGAUUUGAAAAUACCAUUUUACAUUUCAUUACCUCUGCAAUGCAUGGUUGAAAGGAAGGAAAGGUCAUUCUUCUGGUAGCUAUUGCCAGUUGGUUUUCCAAGAGGUGACUUUCCUGAUCUUUGCCUCUUGUAGCUAUUGCCAGCUGGUCUUCCAAGAAGUGACGUUUAUGUCAACUUGCUAGCUUUACAGUUCUGAAACAAGUAUAUACCUGUUCUGUCACUUGGCAGUGCAAGAGCCACUCACAGCAGUAAGUAGGUUUAAGAGUUUUUCUCUCUUGCUAACAUGUCAUCUCUCCCAGGGUUCCCCUAAGGAUCUGGAUCAGAUGGGAGACAUCAGUGUACUCUUUCUCUGGAGCCCAGCUGUUGGAAUAGGUUAAGCUUUUUGUAAGGUAAUUUCUCUAGCAACUAGGCAGAAAGGCACCUAGAAAACAAACUUAGGUUGAAACACGUAUUAAAUAAUAGGCAAAGGUGUUUCUGUGCACACUCUGUCAUCCCCCCAACUUCUUGCCCCCCACCCGUUGAGCUAGAAAAACUCUUUUAAUCUGGUGCCAACAAGCUUGGCAGUGAUCUCGCCAAAGUAACAGUAUCAAGGAAAACGGUUCGUGAGUGAGUUUUGACAGGAACAUGGAAAAUGGCUGGAGCAACUGGUUAACUGGAUGCGAACGAGAUGGAACAUUGGAGGCUAAAGAAAACAUGAAACAAAUACGUCCCAUCGGCACAUUGACCCGAUCGCACCCUUUCCGCCUAAAGCUCUCUCCUAGGCUAUCAGCUCCUUCCGCCUUCUUCCACCGCGGCCAAUCAGGUUGCUUAGUUCAAUACACUCCGUAGCGAUCGACUUACGAAGAAUUAUUUCCAUGUAGGUCAACGCGCCCGGCAAGCGGCGAGCAGAAAUUAUUCUAGCCACUUUAAAUCCCAGCUCUUAGAAGCAGACUUUAUGGCUGUAUCCAGUCCUAUAAUUCUGAGCUAGGAGUUUCAGCUCGGUCCCUCGGGCCUAUUAAAAGCCAACCACAGUGCCGCUGGGGGCGUGGUUACCGUCCUGUUAGGGUUCUGGGAAGUGCGCUUCUCUGGGGGGACCAGGCCUGAUAAUACCAUAAAAGGCUUGGUUUUCUCAGUUCUGAAGCCGUAUUCUGACGACCUCCCUCUAGGAUCCGUAGUCGCGACUGCAUUGUGCGGAAUCCGUGGUUCCUGGGUGCCCAGUCCUCGCUUCCUAGGCUCUUUCCUGGGCCCCGCCCCCAUAAGCCGUACUCGUCCACUCUGGGAACGCCCCCGUGCGUAGAGGCCGCGCCCCCUCGCCUCCGCUCCUCCUAUCCAGCCGGUGGCUGAGCCCAGACGGUAGUUCGCGUUUUGAGCCGCUCGUGCCACCAUAGCUGCUUCUGCCGCUGCCGCAGCGGAGCUGAAAUCGUUGAGCGCGAUGCCUGAGGGCGCUGCGAGCCGGGCGGCCCUCGCGCCCGGGGGCUGGUCAGUGAGAGGGCAUACUGGAAGGGCCUGUGGAGUGGGAAAGCAUUGCCGCUGUUGAGGCAAGUCCCAGGAUUGGGCCAGGAGCUGUCCCCGGGGCUCCCCAUCAUGAUGGCUGUGGAGGGGUCAACCAUUACCAGCCGGAUCAAGAACCUUCUGCGAUCCCCGUCCAUCAAAUUACGCAGGAGUAAGGCAGGAAACCGGCGAGAAGACCUCAGCUCCAAGGUGACCUUGGAGAAGGUGCUUGGAAUUACAGUGUCUGGAGGCAGAGGACUUGCCUGUGACCCCCGAUCAGGUUUAGUUGCCUAUCCAGCUGGGUGUGUGGUCGUGCUGUUCAAUCCCCGGAAACACAAACAGCACCACAUCCUCAACAGUUCCAGGAAAACCAUCACUGCCCUUGCCUUCUCUCCUGAUGGCAAGUACUUGGUCACUGGAGAGAGUGGGCACAUGCCUGCCGUGCGCGUUUGGGAUGUGGCAGAGCACAGCCAGGUGGCUGAGCUGCAGGAGCACAAGUAUGGUGUGGCUUGUGUGGCCUUCUCCCCGAGCGCCAAAUACAUCGUCUCUGUGGGCUACCAGCAUGACAUGAUCGUCAACGUCUGGGCCUGGAAGAAAAACAUCGUGGUGGCCUCCAAUAAGGUGUCCAGUCGGGUCACCGCGGUGUCCUUCUCUGAAGACUGCAGCUACUUUGUCACUGCUGGUAACCGGCAUAUCAAAUUCUGGUACCUUGAUGACAGCAAGACCUCAAAGGUUAACGCCACUGUGCCCCUGCUGGGCCGCUCGGGGCUGCUGGGCGAGCUGCGGAACAACCUGUUCACUGACGUGGCCUGUGGCAGAGGGAAGAAGGCAGACAGCACCUUCUGCAUCACGUCCUCAGGGCUGCUGUGCGAGUUCAGUGACCGGAGGCUUCUGGACAAGUGGGUGGAGCUGAGAACCACCGUAGCCCACUGCAUCUCCGUGAGCCAGGACUACAUCUUCUGUGGCUGCGCUGAUGGCACCGUGCGCCUCUUCAACCCUUCCAACCUGCACUUCCUCAGCACCCUGCCCCGGCCCCACGCCCUGGGGACAGACAUCGCCAGUGUCACGGAGGCCAGUCGCCUCUUCUCUGGCGCGGCCAAUGCCAGAUAUCCAGACACCAUCGCCUUGACCUUCGAUCCUACUAAUCAGUGGCUGUCUUGUGUGUACAACGACCACAGCAUUUAUGUUUGGGAUGUGAGGGACCCCAAGAAAGUGGGCAAGGUGUAUUCGGCUCUGUAUCAUUCCUCCUGCGUCUGGAGUGUGGAGGUCUACCCUGAAGUGAAGGACAGUAACCAGGCCUGCCUGCCCCCCAGUUCCUUUAUCACCUGUUCCUCCGACAACACUAUCCGCCUGUGGAACACAGAGAGCUCCGGGGUGCAUGGCUCCACGCUGCACCGGAACAUCCUCAGCAAUGACCUCAUUAAGAUCAUCUAUGUGGAUGGGAACACUCAGGCCCUGCUGGACACUGAGCUGCCCGGGGGAGACAAAGCUGAUGGGUCCCUGAUGGAUCCCCGCGUGGGCAUUCGUUCUGUGUGUAUCAGCCCCAAUGGCCAGCAUCUCGCUUCAGGAGACCGUGUGGGCACACUCAGGGUGCACGAACUGCAGUCCCUAAAUGAGAUGCUGAAGGUGGAGGCCCAUGACUCGGAAAUCCUGUGCCUGGAGUACUCUAAGCCAGACACAGGUCUGAAGCUCCUAGCGUCAGCGAGCCGGGACCGGCUGAUCCACGUGUUGGACGCUGGACGGGAGUACAGCCUACAGCAGACGUUGGACGAGCAUUCAUCCUCUAUCACUGCUGUGAAGUUUGCAGCCAGCGAUGGGCAAGUCCGCAUGAUCAGCUGUGGAGCAGACAAGAGCAUCUACUUCCGCACUGCGCAGAAGUCUGGAGACGGAGUGCAGUUUACCCGGACACACCACGUGGUGCGGAAGACGACCCUCUAUGACAUGGACGUGGAGCCCAGCUGGAAGUACACAGCCAUCGGCUGCCAGGAUCGGAAUAUUCGGAUCUUUAACAUCAGCAGUGGGAAGCAGAAGAAGCUGUUUAAAGGGUCGCAGGGUGAGGACGGCACUCUGAUUAAGGUGCAGACGGACCCCUCAGGGAUCUACAUCGCUACCAGCUGCUCCGACAAGAACCUCUCCAUUUUUGACUUUUCCUCAGGCGAGUGCGUGGCUACCAUGUUUGGCCACUCAGAGAUUGUCACUGGCAUGAAGUUUAGUAAUGACUGCAAACACCUCAUCUCUGUAUCAGGGGACAGCUGCAUAUUUGUGUGGCGCCUGAGCUCAGAGAUGACCAUCAGCAUGAGGCAGCGUCUGGCCGAGCUGCGCCAGCGCCAGCGCGGAGGCAAGCAGCAAGGAUCAUCCUCUCCCCAGAGGGCUGCUGGACCCAACCGGCACGAGGCCCCCUCGAUGCUAUCUCCUGGACCAGCUCUCUCCUCAGACAGCGACAAGGAGGGAGAAGACGAGGGCAUGGAGGAGGAGGAGCUCCCAGCGCUGCCUGUCCUUUCCAGGGGUGCCAAGAAAGAGCCAGCCUCAGUGCCCAGCCCAGCCCUGCCCCGAAGCCUGUCCCACUGGGAGAUGAGUCGGGCACAGGAGACGGAGGAGUUCCUGGACCCAGCUCCUGCCACCAACCAAGGACCCAGAAGAAGGGGGCGCUGGGCUCAGCCCGGUGUGGAGCUGAGUGUUCGCUCCAUGCUGGAUCUGAGGCAGCUGGAGACACUGGUCCCAGGUUCUCGGGGUCCUCACCAGGACUCUCCGGCCAUGACCCCUUCAGGUCCUGGGAAGCACAGUCAGCAGGCCCCUGAGACCUCAAGCGUGAGCAAGAAUGAAAAGCUCCCCCGACCUCAGGCUUCCCAACCCUGUUCCUGCCCCCACAUCAUCCGAUUGUUGUCCCAAGAGGAAGGGCUCUUUGCCCAAGAUCUGGAGCCUGCACCCAUCGAAGAUGGUAUUGUCUACCCAGAGCCGGGUGACAGCCCCACCCUGGAUACCAGUGAGUUCCAGGUGCAGGCACCAAGCCAAGGGACCCUGGGAAGAGUGUAUGCAGACGGCAGGGGCUCAGAGAAGCAUAGCCCUGAUAGUGCAUGCUCUGUGGACUUCAGCAGCAGCCGCCUUUCCAGCCCUGAGCACCCCAAUGAAGACUCUGAGAGCACGGAGCCCCUGAGUGUGGAUGGCAUUUCCUCAGACCUUGAAGAGCCAGCCGAGGGUGAUGAGGAAGAGGAAGACGAGGGGGGCACUGGUCCCUGUGAGGUGCAGGAGGGCAGCCCCCAUACCCCGGACCAGGAGCAGUUUCUAAAACAGCACUUUGAGACUCUGGCCAACGGGGCUGCUCCAGGGGGCCCAGUCCGGGUACCAGAGUGGACAGAGUCUCGGAGCAUCUCUUCAAGAUUCCUGUUGCAAGUGCAGAGCCCCCCACUCAGGGAACCGUCCCCAUCUUCAAGCCUGGCAGUGACGUCGAGACUGGCCCAGGGGCUGCAGGCUUCUGGUGAGCAGCCAAGAGGCAGUGGUGCCAAUCCUCCAGGAGCACCCCCAGAGGCGGAGCCUUCCCUUGGAAACCCUGGCCCCCAGCAGGCAGUUCCUGUGUUACUGCCGCGACGCCGUCUUAGCCCGGACAGUGGCUGGUCCCCCAAGAGAGUGGCGGCAGCCGGCCCCACAGGUGGACUCCAGAAAGCCCAGUCGGUGCAGAGUCUGGUACCACAGGAUGAGGCCCCUCCACCAGGCCUGUUGCUCUCACAGGAGAUGGAAGCCCAGGGGUGCCUGUGCCCCUUGCCCAAAGCUGAUCGCCGUCUGUCUCGGCCUCACUCGUACCAGAGCCCCACCACCAGUUCCAUGGCCAAGAUUGCCCGCAGCAUCUCUGUUGGGGAAAACCUGGGUCUGGCUGCUGAACAUCAAGCUCCUGCCCCCGUCCGCAUCUCACCACUCAACAAGCUGGCCCUGCCCAGCCGGGCUCACCUGGUCCUGGAUAUCCCGAAGCCACUGCCUGAUCGUCCCACCUUGGCCACCUUCUCACCUGCUACCAAGGGCCGGGCCCCUGGUGAGGCAGAACAGUCUGGCUGCCCAGCGGGGCUAGGAAAGGCUCACAGUACAGCUGAGAGGCGGGCCUGUUCAGGGGAGGGUGCCACUCCCAAGCCUAGGACAGAGUGCCAGGCUCAGCCUGGCCCCAACAGCUCCUGUGCCCAGCAGCUGCUGGCCAGCAGCCUCCUCCGAGGCCCUGCGAACUUGCAGCCCCCACCCCUUGAGAAGACUCCCAGCCCUGUGGAAUGUGCCAGGCCAGGGGCAACCCUGAGCCGGGACUCAGAACCAGCAGUGAGCCUGGAGCAGUGCGAGCAGCUCGUGGCUGAGCUCCAGGGCAGUGUGCGCCAGGCUGUGCAGCUCUACCACUUGGUGGCCAGCUGCAAGACACCCUCGGUGGAACAAAGUCGCAUCACCCAGCUCCUCAGAAACACCUUCUCUUCAGUGCGGCAGGAGCUGGAGGCCCUGGCUGGGGCAGUGUUGGCCAGCCCUGGCGGGAGCCCUGGGGCUGUGGGGGCCGAGCAGACACAGGCCCUGCUGGAGCAAUACUCAGAGCUGCUGCUUCGAGCUGUGGAGCGGCGCAUGGAACGCAGACUCUGAGUUCCAGAAGCCUGUCCCCAGUGAAUGCUCCCCCCUUCCAAACUGCAUCUCUCCUCCACUCACCAAAACCUGCAAGGAUGCUUGGAGUGGAGAGCAGGGAUCCAUGCUCAGAGGGGCCAUGGCUUUCGCAGCUGUUCCUCACGGGACCCCUGUAUUUAUUAAUUUAUUUCCCUGACUGUUGCCUCACUCUCUUGGAACUCCUGCCUCCACAGCCAUCUGGUGGCUCACACAGGGGCAGAUCUUGGUCUUUGUCAUCUUGGUGCUGUGAGGAGUUGGAGGGCAGCCUGCCCCACCUGGGGCAAGUCCGGAAAGGCCUGCCCUCCCUUCUUAGAAGCCAUUUGAAAUUACUGCAGGGAUCAGCUCCCUGGGGUGGAGCACACACAGGGUAUCCAGGGGGUAGAGGUGAGAGGUGAUCUGGUGUCCUUGCCCUCUGGCCAACGGCGGAACUUCACCUCUACCUCCAUGCCCCCUCCCACACCAGCUUACUCCCCUGGUUGCCAGAGUGGGGGUUGUCUGUUUUCCCCACCUGCUGGCAGUUCAGAAAGGCAGAGCCCUCUGGCCCUCUGGAGCCCUCCCAGCCAUCAGGAGGCUUGAGUUGGUGUCAAGGCCCGAGCCCCCACAUUCCACUCCCAUUCCCCUCUCCAGGGGGGCCCUAGCAUUGUCUCUUCCUGUGCCCCCUUUCUCUCCUGGCCAGAACUUGUGGAGCCAGCUGUGGGAUGUUGCUGCAGGACAGUAAAGCCCUCUGCUGGGCAAACAUCAAGCCCUGGCCUCCUUUCCUCGGCCCCUUGGCCUUCCCUGUUCUUCAGCCCUGAUCCCCAACAGGCUGCUGAAGUCGAGGCCACCUUCUCCCCGCAUCCUGAGUGAUGCUCAGUCAGAAGCCUGUGUUGAAACUUCCCUCGUAGUUUACAGGGCGCCGGCCCACCUUCUAAGGACCUUGGCCACAGAAGAAACCUACACAAAUGCACACACACACACACACACACACACACACACACACUGAGUUCACUGCUAGACCACUCGGCUGGCUGAUGUGUGCCACACACACACACACACACACACACACACACACACACUGAGUGUUCACCUCUAGACCACUCGGCUGGCUGAUGUGUCACACACACACACACACACACACACACACACACACUGAGUGUUCACCGCUAGACCACUCGGCUGGCUGAUGUGUGCCUGCUUUCCUUUCACAUCCUGCCCUGGCUUCAUCACCCUGGCUCCUAUCAAGAAUAUGAAAAGGGAUGGAAUACACUAAGCCUGGAUUCUGGAUUCUUGGUUUUCACAGCCUAGCUGAUGUGUAAUGGCCUAGGGUAUCUGUUUUGGGUAGAAGGAGCCUCCUCAAGGGCAAUGCUGGGCACCAGGUGUGCUGGAUGCUGGAGGCUGAAGAGAGGGAGGCCUAUGGGGCUGCAGCAGGGGCCAAGAGACACACUGGAAAGGUGGUAGGUGGGCCAGGUAAGUGGUAGAGGUGAGGGGAUAGAGUUAGGAGGGUAGUGUUAGGUGUGAGGGGAAGGAGCCAGGGCACAAUGGGCAAGUAGAGUAGGACCAAGUACAGAAGCAGCUGUGGAAGAGUUGGGGUGAAGAACGUGUCUCUAGGCCCUGCUGCUUCCUCUGCCUCAGGUAAGUCAGGGCAGUUCUGCUUCAGCUCCAGGCUGGAAAGCUGUGUCCCUAUGGGUUCUGCUGGCUCUCUGGGUGGAGGCUUGAAGUUGGAUUCUCAAGGGUGCCCAGCUCUGCUUGCAUUAGUCACCUGAACAGGUGAACCCUAUUUCACCCUCACUCUUCUCUACUGCCACCACCUGCAUGGCCAAGCUGCCAAGAAAUCCUGGCCCAGGAACUCUCAGAGCUGAGUGUGGACCCCACGAGGCCGCAGCUGCCCUUGUCAUUGUUAGAAAUCCACUCCCUAUGUACCCCUGGCCAGCACACCAGCUGCAGUCCACUACAAGUGGGGCUCAGGCCUGGCCCUCUGGGCUGGGUUCCUGGCCACCCUCAGCCAGUCUAUCCCUCACGAGGACGGAGCGACACUCCUCCUGUGGGAAGGCGGCCACCCUUUUGAUUACCCACCCCCAACCCCUACCCCCGCCCAGCGUGGGGGGAUGUUGUGGUCGGCGUUCGUCCCCUUCUGCAUGUCUGAGGCCACCGGCAAAUGCCGCCCCCGUUCAGAUCUGCCCUGACCCAGUUUUGAAAGCCCCUUAUUUAUAACUUUUAUACUUUGCCCAGGCCAUGGCGCUUCCCCUACAUCCCCAGGUCUCACAGGGCAGAGGCUGUUUUUAACAUGUCCGUUUGUAUUGAUGUAUGAACUCGUCAAUAAACACAAUCAUUUGCUAA